AUGCAGAACAAUCCACCACACUCUUACGAGAUGAGUUCACGGCAGGAUCAGCAUUCGGGCUCCGACAGCGAGCGUCUGCAGGCAGACUCUCAAGCCGAAUCCCAGCGUGGCCGUCACGGCCACCCCUCCUCGACAGCACCGCAGCAGCAAACAUCUGGCAAUGGACUUGGCAUGUCAACAUACUGGGAGCAACCCUAUGCGCAGUCCAGCAGCUCUGGCGGUCCCGAAUCACCAAUUGACCCUUCGGCACUGCAGUUCGCCCUCCCGCCGGAAAUCAACCAACCUCCGCCGAUACCGCGCCUGAACUCACCGUCUCUCGACUCUCUCGACCGGCCAUCGCCUUACUUUGACGAGGCAACCAACCCCGACUACUACGAGGAUAGGGUGCCGCUCACCUCUAGAGCACAGCCUAUUUCUGGGUCUCUUAGCGCAAACACGGGGGACCCUCAUCGUAGAGACAGCUUCCAGACAGUAUCCGACCUCGAUAACACCCCCUCAAGAACGCGAGACGCCAGAUCGCUCGGCUAUGAUUUGGAACCAGGCGGUCGGCGCCCGAGUUACGGGGCGACACUCAGUCCCGGAGGGGAGCAAAGACGCUCUCGCUCGCCCUCUACUGCCGGCGCACUCUACAGAGCAGGCUCUAUCAUGCGAGCCAUGUCUCAGCGUGUCGUCAAUAUCAGUGGUGAGGGUGAGCUUGUAGAUCACAGGACGUCAAGGAGCCGCUCCCCAUCACCGACACCGGAUCAUCGCCAGCAGCUACACAAUUCUGCUCAAAUGUUCACUGACCCUUCGUACCACUCCCAUGCCUCCCACGUACCCGAGAAGGCUCCCGAGCCGGAUAACGUCUUUGCCGAACCCCCUCCACCUAUGCAACCACGCGUGCCAAUGAAGAAUCCGCUGAAGGGAAAUUCAUUAGGCAUCUUCCCUCCUGACCACCCGAUUCGAACCAAGCUUUGCGACCUUUUGGUGCACCCGCUCACCGAGCCCUUCAUUCUCAUACUCAUCAUUCUACAAGCCAUUCUCCUGGCGGUAGAAUCGGCUCCAGAUGUCUUCAUUCAUCCGCGGCCCGCCACGUGGGGGGUCACAUGGAUCGACUGGGCAAUGCUAGUUCUAUUCGUCAUCUUCACCCUCGAGUUGAUCGCCCGUAUCCUGGUCUCGGGCUUCCUUUUAAAUGCCUCUGAAUACAGCACCAUUGAUCGCCAAAAGGGCGUGCGAGCCGCGGUCGUCGAUCAGUAUAGGAACAUCUUCCAACCUCAGCGACAAAGGUCCGUCAAGGCUCCGCGACAGAUCCACCUUGGUCCAUCUGCCUUCCAGCGAUCAUUCACCAUCAUGCAAGGUCAAACACUGCCCCAGACCGUCGAGGAGCAGCAGAGGUUCCAACUUGCCCGCAGAGCGUUUUUGCGCCACUCUUUCAAUCGACUGGAUUUUCUUGCCGUUGUUGCCUACUGGAUCUCUUUUGCCCUAAGAAUCACCGGAAUCGAGAGCGAGAAACAUCUGUAUGUCUUCCGAAUGAUUGCCUGCUUGCGCAUUUUGAGAUUGCUUGCCUUGACCAACGGCACGGCUAUUAUCCUUAGAAGUCUCAAAAAAGCAGCGCCGCUCCUCGUUCGGGUGGCUUUUCUCAUUGCCUUCUUCUGGAUUUUGUUUGCCAUCAUAGGAGUACAAAGCUUCAAAGCCAGUUUAAGUCGGCAGUGUGUUUGGCUUGACCCGACAGAUCCGACCAACAGGGAGAAGUCCUUCACAAACGAGAUGCAAUUCUGCGGGGGCUUCCUCGAUAAUGAGACAGGGAAAAGUAUGCCUUGGGUUCUCCUCACAGACGAGAAUGUCCUGGACAAUUUCAAAAAUGGGAGAAAAGCUGGCAAAGGUUUUCUCUGCCCUCGUGGCUCGAUAUGCCUCCAACAAGAGAACCCGUACAACAGCACUGUUAGCUUCGACAAUAUCGCCCAAUCGUUGGAGAUGGUCUUUGUGAUUAUCAGCUCCAACACGUUCAGCGACAUCAUGUACUAUACGACCAACUCCGACUAUCUUCCCGCCGCCCUCUUCUUUGGCGCGGGUAUUAUGAUUCUAAUGUUGUGGCUCGUCAACCUUCUCAUUGCUGUUAUUACAUCCUCAUUCCAGGUUAUUCGAGAAGAGAGCAGGGCGAGUGCCUUUACAGCGACCGAGGAGCCGCCUAUUCCCGAACCUAUAGACGAGCCACCGCCAAAGAUGUCUGCUUUGCAGCGGAUAUGCGACAAGACCUCGCUGAUUUGGAUCGCCGUCAUUGCUUUCGGCUUGUUGGCUCAAGCUUUCAGGAGUUCCAGAAUGUCGAACAGUCGCGGACGGUUUAUUGACUCUGUCGAAGUUGCUGUCACAUUGCUACUGGAUGUCGAGAUAAUCAUCCGCAUUGCUGCUGGUUGGCGCACUUUUCACAGGAGCAAACGUAACAUCAUCGAUCUUGGUCUUGCGGUCAUCACAACCAUUAUUCUCAUACCACCAAUUCGCAACUCCGGAGAGACCUACGCCUGGCUGACGGUCUUCCAGAUCGUGCGAGUCUACCGACUUGUCUUGGCUGUCCCGAUGACCCGGAAACUGAUCGUCAUGGUCCUUGGAAAUUCCAACGGUAUCGCCAACUUGAUGCUUUUCGUCUUUCUCAUCACGUUCCUCAUGGCCAUCCUUGCGGCGCAGCUUUUUAGGGGCGAGAUACCGAAGCACAGCGACGACGGCGACCUCAACGAAGUGUCCUUCUUCACUAUUUACAAUUCUUUCCUUGGCAUGUAUCAGAUCUUGUCGAGCGAGGACUGGACCUCGAUGCUCUACAACGUCACUUCUCAUAUGAAUGAGCACGAUACAGGCUGGAUCGGUGCUGUUUUCCUGGUGGGCUGGUUCAUCCUCUCCUUCUUCAUCCUCGUCAACAUGUUCAUUGCUGUCAUCCAAGAGAACUUCGACGUAUCGGAAGAUGAGAAGCGUCUCGAGCAGGUUAAGGCUUUUCUCCAGAGGAAAGAGCUGGGUAAAUCAUCCAGCAGUCUUACUCUGUCAAACAUAUUUACAUUUGGCAAAUCGAGGCGGAGAAAAGACCCUUUGGAUUAUGGACCCGCCAUGAUGGAAAUGCUUCUAAAGGACGCUGUGGUACACGAGUUCCUCGACGACGCCACAGAUUUGCCGCAUGACGGCUCCAACGAGGAGCUUUCGCCUACAAGAGCUCAAACACACCAUGUCGGCGAAGUCAGGCCCGGUAUCUUGUCAUCCAUGUGGGGAAAGGUCAAGUCGGCAUUCAGUAGCAAGGACCCGAAUCCAUUCUAUUCGAACCUACGCUUCGACGGUCCAAAUGAUACUCUCGACCCGCGGCAAAUGGCGCGGCAAGCCGUGUCGGCCACAUCUGCGCGCAAGAAGGCCCAGCGCGAUUAUCUUGCUAGGCACCCCAAUUACAACAACUCCCUGUUCAUUUUCACACCCAACAACCCAAUCCGGCGGUUCUGCCAAAGAAUUGUAGGACCCGGUAGAGGAAAUGAGCGGUUCGAGGGCGUGGAGCCGAAUAAGAUUGCCUGGUACGCCUCUUCCGCAUUCAUUUAUGCGUGCAUCGUCGCCAUGGUAGUCAUUGCAUGUGUCACAACACCUCUCUACCAAAAGCAAUACCAGGCGGAGCACCCCGAGUUCAGCAUCACGUUUUGGUAUGUCUGGACAGACCUGGCCUUCGCGGUAAUCUUCUCAGUUGAAGCUGUUAUCAAGGUCAUUGCCGAUGGCUUCUUCUUCACGCCGAACGCCUACUACCGCAGCUCGUGGGGUUUCAUCGAUGGCAUCGUUCUCAUCACCUUGCUGAUCAAUGUCGGUACUCUUCUCGCCAAUGAUGGUGCGGUUUCUAGAGCCAUCGGUGCCUUUAAGGCGCUUCGUGCUUUGCGUCUGCUCAAUGUUAGUGACAGCGCCAGGGACACGUUCCACUCGCUCAUCAUCGUGGGCGGCUGGAAAAUUCUCAGCGCUGCUUUUGUUUCUAUAUCGCUGCUAAUUCCUUUCGCCAUCUAUGGACUCAACCUCUUCAACGGCCAAAUGAUAUCCUGCAAUGACGGCGAUGACUCAAUUGUACGCAUUUCUGACUGCUUUGGCGAGUUCAAUAGCACACCUUUCAACGACGACUGGCCAAUGUUGGCGCCUCGCGUCCCAGCCAACGACUAUUUCAGUUUUGAUGACUUUGCGUCGUCACUCUUCAUUCUCUUCCAGAUUGUCAGUCAGGAGGGAUGGAUCGAUGUCAUGUUUGCUGCGCAGGCAGUGACAGGCCGCGGGCUUCAGCCUAAGGAACUCAAUCGCCAGGGCAACGCCAUGUUCUUUGUUGUAUUCAACCUGUUGGCUACUGUCUUUGUCCUCACACUGUUCAUCUCAGUCUUCAUGCGCAACUACACAGAGCAGACUGGUGUCGCCUUCCUGACCGCGGAGCAAAGAUCUUGGCUUGAACUGCGGAAGCUGCUGCGACAAAUCUCCCCAUCCAAAAGCUCUUACAAUGAGUCGGAAAAGACUUGGAAGAAGUGGUGUCACAAGCGUGCUAUCGAAAAAAGGGGUAAAUGGUAUACAGCCGUCACCUAUGUCUUGAUCUGCCAUCUGCUAUUGCUUCUCCUCGAAUACCACGGCGAACCACAAUGGUGGACAGACUCCCGGGACGGAAUAUUCUUAGCAUUUACCCUCGUCUACAUGGCCAACAUUGCUAUCCGCAUCACUGGUCUUGGCUGGGCACGUUUCCGGAGAAGCUCUUGGGACCUGUAUUCUCUGGUGGUCGUCACAGGCGCAUUCGUCUCUACCUCUGUUCUCAUCAUCAGCAGAAGCAGCGACACCUACGUGCAGCUUCACAAAUUUUUCCUUGUCGCCAUCCUUUUGCUUCUCAUUCCCCGGAACGACGCCUUGGAUCAGCUGUUCAAGACAGCCGCGGCUAGUCUGACGACCAUUGGCAACCUGCUCGCCACCUGGCUCGUGUUUUUUCUCGUCUUUGCCAUCGCCCUGACGCAAGCCUUCAGUCUGACACGGUUCGGCGAAAAUGAGGAAGCCAAUAUUAACUUCCGCAGUGUGCCCAACGCACUGAUUCUUCUGUUCCGAAUGAGUUGCGGCGAAGGCUGGAACCAGGUUAUGGAAGACUACGCCACCAUUGAACCGCCGCUGUGCGUUGACGAUCCUGACUUCUUCGACAGCGAUUGCGGCAGCAAGCCCUGGGCACGGUUCCUGUUCGUGGCGUGGAACAUUUUGAGCAUGUACAUCUUCGUCAAUCUCUUCGUUUCUCUGAUCUAUGAGAGUUUUAGUUACGUCUAUCAACGGUCUAGUGGGCUAGCAGCUGUAGACCGGGACGAGAUUCGACGCUUCAAGGAGGCCUGGCGAAGCGUUGAUCCUGCCGGAGCCGGGUUUAUCAGCAAGGAAGCUUUCCCGAGACUUCUGGGAGAGCUUUCCGGUGUGUUUGAGAUGCGCAUCUAUGAUGCCGAUGACUCGGUAAGGCAGAUUCUGGAGGAUGUUCGGAAUGAUGCAGCGACGACGGGAGCACGCCACAUGUCUAUUGCUUCUGCGAGCAACUACAGUGCCGGUGUUGACAUUCAACGACUUAACCGACGACUGGCUCAGAUUGAUGUUGUCAAAGUCCGCGAACGCCGUCGUCGCUUCAACAUAUUUUUCGAGGAAGUCAUGGUUUCAGCAGAUCCUGACAAGGGAAUCUCCUUCACUUCGGUUCUCAUGAUUCUAGCACACUAUAACAUCAUCAAUGACAGCAAGAGCUUGAAGUUAGAGGAGUUCUUGCGAAGACGGGCCAGGCUUCAGAGAGUGGAAGAGGAAGUUCGCCGCCGAGUCGUUCUUGGCUUUUUUGAUACCUUGUAUUGGACGCGCAAGUUCAAGAAGCACAUUGACAUGAGGAAGUCGGCCAGAAUGACGGCCAUUCCUCAACUUGACAUUCCUCACAUCCUCGUAGACGAUGAUGAGCUUCGACUCAAGUCGUCGCCAGUUGCAGGAACAGGGCAGACGCGGUCGGCAUUGCUGACGGUGGACGAUGCCAACAAAUCAUCACACAACAGUUGGUCUGGACCAGGACCGACGGACCUACCGUCCGACGACUACCAACACCCGCUCAGUCUGGCGAGGUCCGGUCCAACAACACCGGGUCAUCAAUCAACACAUUCCGCCUUCAGCUUUGAGUUGCAAGAGGGCGGGCAGAACUCGGCCCAAAGCAGCCGACGGGGCAGUGCCGUCAGCCCGGUGCAAAGUCCCGUCAGCCCUGCACAAGUCAAUAACAUGCUGGAUGACUCCAUCUGGCUUGAGAGCAUUCGGAGAACUGCAACAGUCCGAAAAUCCGUCCGAAAAUCCGAUUGGGGUAGAUAA
Molecule: messenger RNA, 6312 nt
Organism: Colletotrichum higginsianum IMI 349063
Lineage: Eukaryota; Fungi; Ascomycota; Sordariomycetes; Glomerellales; Glomerellaceae
Product: Ion transporter
Exons: 5
Coding region: 1-6312 (2103 amino acids)
Biological process (GO): calcium ion import across plasma membrane
Cellular component (GO): voltage-gated calcium channel complex; membrane
Molecular function (GO): calcium ion binding; high voltage-gated calcium channel activity
Source: RefSeq, a predicted model, not a curated record